Molecule: messenger RNA, 2221 nt
Organism: Eruca vesicaria subsp. sativa (arugula)
Lineage: Eukaryota; Viridiplantae; Streptophyta; Magnoliopsida; Brassicales; Brassicaceae
Source: the annotation of a GenBank genome assembly
UCUCAUUUUUCUUGUUAUCUUCAAAAAAACUUUUUUUUUUUGAACACCACUUCAAAAAAACUUUAUAUUUUGUAAAUUAAUUAGUUUUCUCUGUUAAUCGAAAUCCGAAGGAAGCCAGAGAUUUUUACAGUCGAGAGGGAUCUAUUUUUGUUCCAUUACAACCUUAAAAAUCUUCAUGUAGUGUUCUGUAUAUUCCCAGAUUUCUUUUUAGAUUAUCGUGCUGUGCCUCAUUGCCGUGUCCCCUGGCGUUCUCUCUCUCUCUCUUGCUCGAUUCAAGUUGAAAGAGAAAGAAAAUAAAGUUGCGGGCUCCUUUCUUAGGCUUCGAAUGGCCAGAUCUCUCUCUACUCAUCUGCCUAAUUAAACAGGAACAUGAGUUUAACUGGUUCACACGACACAAGUGUUGAAAACUCUUGAAUCUUGUGGCGAAGUAGAGCAAAAACAAACAAGAGAGUGUCGGGAGAUAAUUAGGGUUUUCUAGUAGAUAUGAUCAAGCAGAUAUUUGGGAAAAUACCCAAAAAAACUUCCAAAUCAUCACAUCCAAACGGAGAAGGUGGUGUUAAUUCGCAUCACACCCCUCCUCCUACCUCAAAUGGCACUAUUGCUCCUUCCUCAAACAGAUCCAAUGGGGUUUAUGAAGCUUUCCCUAGCUUCAGGGAUGUUCCCACCUCGGAGAAGCCCAAUCUAUUCAUCAAGAAACUCACCAUGUGUUGCGUCGUGUUCGACUUUACUGACCCUUCCAAGAAUCUCAGAGAGAAAGAGAUAAAGAGGCAGACUUUACUUGACCUCGUAGACUACAUGGCCACCGUUUCCACAAAGUUCACCGAUGCUGCAAUGCAAGAGAUUGCGAAACUUGCAGUGGUUAAUCUCUUCAGGACGUUUCCUUCUGCUAAUCACGAGAGCAAGAUCCUGGAAACUCUUGAUGGAGACGAUGAGGAGCCAGCUUUAGAGCCUGCUUGGCCUCAUCUUCAACUUGUCUACGAGCUUCUCCUCAGAUUUGUGGCCUCCUCCAUGACUGAUGCCAAGCUUGCUAAGAGAUAUGUAGACCAUUCUUUCGUGUUGAAGCUCUUGGACCUGUUUGACUCUGUAGACCAGAGAGAAAGAGAGUAUCUGAAGACCAUUCUCCACCGGAUAUACGGUAAGUUCAUGGUGCAUCGACCUUUUAUCAGGAAGGCUAUCAACAACAUCUUCUACAGGUUCAUCUUCGAAACAGAGAAGCAUAAUGGCAUUGCGGAGUUGCUUGAGAUUCUUGGAAGUAUAAUUAAUGGUUUCGCUUUGCCCUUGAAAGAAGAGCACAAGCUCUUCCUAAUCCGGACUUUGAUACCACUACACAGACCUAAAUGUGCUGCGGCUUAUCAUCAACAGCUUUCUUAUUGCAUUGUUCAGUUUGUAGAGAAAGACUCCAAGCUUGCUGACACCGUCAUUAGAGGUUUACUAAAGUAUUGGCCUGUGACCAACAGUUCUAAGGAAGUUAUGUUCCUUGGUGAGCUGGAAGAAGUCUUGGAAGCAACACAAGCAGCUGAGUUUCACAGAUGUAUGGUGCCUUUGUUCCGUCAAAUUGCCAGAUGUCUCAACAGCUCACACUUUCAGGUAGCUGAAAGAGCUUUGUUUCUAUGGAACAACGAUCACAUAAGGAACCUGAUUACUCAAAACUAUAAAGUUAUAAUGCCAAUCGUGUUCCCGGCAAUGGAAAGAAACAUGUGUGGCCAUUGGAACCAAGCGGUAAAGAGUCUGACUUUGAAUGUGAGGAAAGUAUUGGCGGAGACAGACCAAGCUCUGUUUGAUGAAUGUUUAGCCAAGUUCCAAGAAAAUGAAGCGAACAAAACCGAGGUUGUGGCGAAACGAGAAGCAACGUGGAAGCUUUUGGAAGAAUUGGCAGCUUCCAAAUCCAUAGGCAGCGAGGCAGUGCUCGUCCCAAGGUUUUCAUCGGUUACUCUUACCUCAGGGAAAACUCCUGAUUGGUCACUGAAAGGGGAAACCAAAGCGUGAUGAUCGAAGGAUUGGAUGUAUCAUCUGGAUUCAGGGUUUUUUUUAAAUUGUUACUUGAUUCUGAUCUCUUUUAUAUUGUCAACUCUUAGAGGUGAAAGAACUAUGUGGUGUAUGAAAUAUGGUAUUAUAGAUAUAGUUCUUUGGAGGAAUGCUAUUAGUAUUGUACUCUGGAAUGAAACUGAUCUAUAAUUGUGACGUUAUGUUUUUGGAAAAAAAUGCAGAUGGAUGGUAUAAA